Arachis ipaensis is the source of this 2622-nucleotide messenger RNA. NCBI's taxonomy places the organism in Eukaryota, Viridiplantae, Streptophyta, Magnoliopsida, Fabales, Fabaceae. The record is from RefSeq and is a predicted model, not a curated record.
UCUUUCCGUCUUUUUACUUUUUUUUUUUGGAGAAUUAAAUUAUACAUGUUCUCAAUGGAAGCCCGUUCUUCACCGCUUUUGUUUGUUCUCUUCCGCAUCAUACCCUCGAUUAGUUCCACAUACAAACUUCUAGAAGUUUCGAUUUUGUUUGUCCAAAAUGGAAUUGUUUUUUGUUGAAUCUUUAGGUAGCCUGUUCAUUCGCUCGUAGAAUUGUUUUGUCAAUGGAAAAUCCCGCCUCGUACUUCACGAAAUUCCAGACAAUAGACACCAAAACUGAGGUAUCCAGAUUUGUAAUUGUCGGAUCCGCAGUGAGUGUUAGCGGUUGUUGUGCUCAAACCCCUAUCUUGAUGCAGUUUUUGUGACCUAGGUAUUUAGGGCCAAUCAACCAUAUCAGCAGUUUAGGCAAGGCCAUGUUCAGAGAAUGUCUAUUCAGUAUUCACAAUGUUCAUGCUGCACAAGAAAUAAGUCAUUCACAGCCCUCCCCCGUUUAUUGUCUGUAACCAGCAGAAAGUUUAAUUAUGGUGAUAUUUUUCGGUGUCUAUCCAUGGAAGCCCCUAGUAAUUCAUAAGUAUGAUGGAAACCCUUAGAUUCAGAUGACACAGCUCCUUCCUUGUUUUGGUGGACAUAUGGCUACUCAUUCUUUAGCAUUAACUAAUGCUUCUCAGACUGUAGCAGAACAACCGUUAAUCAUUAGGCAAGAACAACCAUUAGUCAUUGGGCAAGAGUUUCCAGAUGUAGAAACUUGCCGAAGAACAUUGAAAGAUAUUGCCAUAGCUAUGCAUUUUGACCUUCGGAUAGUUAAGUCAGAUCGCAGUCGAUUUAUAGCAAAAUGCUCCAAAGAAGGGUGUCCAUGGCGUGUUCAUGUUGCAAAAUGUCCUGGGGUUUCUACUUUUACUAUUAGAACCCUACAUGGAGACCAUACUUGUGAGGGAGUUCGCAACCUUCAUCAUCAGCAGGCAUCAGUAGGUUGGGUUGCAAGAUCUGUAGAAGCGCGCAUACGAGACAAUCCACAAUACAAGCCAAGGGAAAUACUGCAAGAUAUCCGUGAUCAGCAUGGAGUUGCUGUUUCUUACAUGCAAGCUUGGCGUGGGAAGGAGCGGAGCAUGGCUGCACUUCAUGGAACAUUUGAAGAAGGUUAUCGUCUUCUCCCUGCAUACUGUGAGCAAAUAAGGAAAACCAACCCUGGUAGCAUUGCAUCUGUUGUUGCCACUGGACAAGAAAACUGUUUUCAGCGCCUGUUUAUUUCUUACCGUGCAUCAAUUUAUGGGUUUAUAAAUGCUUGUAGGCCACUUUUAGAGCUUGACAGAGCACAUCUUAAAGGGAAGUUCUUGGGUUCAUUGCUUUGUGCUGCUGCUGUUGAUGCUGAUGAUGCAUUGUUUCCCUUGGCCAUUGCUAUUGUUGAUACUGAAAGUGAUGAAAACUGGAUGUGGUUCAUGUCGGAAUUGCGAAAGCUUCUUGGAGUAAACACUGAUAACAUGCCUAGACUGACAAUAUUAUCUGAAAGGCAAAGAGGCAUUGUGGAGGCUGUAGAAACACAUUUUCCCACUGCUUCCCAUGGUUUCUGUCUACGCUAUGUUAGCGAAAAUUUUCGCGAUACAUUCAAAAAUACAAAGUUGGUGAAUAUCUUCUGGAAUGCUGUCUAUGCCCUUACAGCUGCUGAAUUUGAAAGCAAGAUUAGUGAGAUGAUAGAAAUCUCGCAGGAUGUUAUACCUUGGUUUCAACACUUUCCUCCCCAUCUUUGGGCUGUGGCAUACUUUGAGGGUGUUCGAUAUGGCCAUUUUACUCUUGGGGUAACUGAAUUGCUGUACAACUGGGCCCUUGAGUGUCAUGAGCUUCCUAUAGUGCAGAUGAUGGAACACAUCCGGCAGCAGAUGGUGUCUUGGUUUAAUGAUCGGCAAGAUACGGGCAUGAGGUAUACAUCAAUCCUUGUACCCUCUGCUGAGAAGCGGAUUAUGGAAGCAAUUGCUGAUGCUCAUUGCUAUCAAGUACUCCGGGCAAAUGAAGUGGAGUUUGAGAUUGUCUCAACUGAGAGGACCAACAUUGUGGAUAUAAGAAGCCGUGAGUGUUCUUGUCGUCGAUGGCAGCUUUACGGUUUACCUUGUGCCCAUGCUGCUGCUGCCCUUAUAUCUUGUGGACACAAUGCCCAUAUGUUUGCCGAACCAUGCUUCACUGUACAAAGUUACAGAAUGACCUAUUCACAGACAAUAAAUCCCAUUCCAGAUAAGAGUGAAUGGAGAGAACUUGGGGAAGGAGCAGAAGGUGGAGGUGCAAGGGUUGAUAUUAUGAUUCGCCCACCAAAGACUCGCCGACCACCUGGAAGGCCAAAAAAGAAGGUUCUACGAGUGGAGAACUUUAAGCGACCCAAAAGGGUAGUUCAAUGUGGUCGCUGCCAUAUGUUAGGACACUCUCAAAAGAAGUGCACAAUGCCCAUUUGACAAAAGUACUUUACAUGUCAAAAUAUCUCGAUUCAGCAACAUUAGAGCAAGUAGAAUGAAUGUUGUGUUGGUAUUGUAAUUUAAACUAAAUGUAUGCUGAACCAGUCAGUGGCGAAUAAGGUUAAUUAAUUUUUGGCUUAAUCCACAUUUCGGUUGUUGGGCCGUUUGCAUGAUCUGUUGUCUGUUA